GGGAGUGAUAGUUGUCUUCAUGCCUUGGCAACCUAAUUUCACUUUUCCCAACUACAAUUACUUUAUUUAAUUUCUCUCAUUGUUUAAUUUAAAAUUUUCCCCCAACCGGACUCCAAACCUUUUUAUUAACCAAAAUAUAUAAUUUCCUUGCUUCAAAUAAUUAACAAUUAAUGUCCCGAAUAUUUAAUAUUUUCCUAACAAUUUUUAAAUUUGCAAUUCGGACAAUCUGAGAAAAGUUAGGGAAACUAAAUUGGCCUUUUUAAUUUCAUAAACCUCAUUUUCGCCAUUUUUCCCAAUCCUAAAAAUCUUUUUUCCUCCGAAAUCUCUGAUUUUUACUCCAAAAAAUCCAAUCUUUUCCCCCGAAAAUCGUUCUUCAUCCUCAAGAAUUUUGUUCUUCCCAACCAAUUUAUUUUAUUUUAUAUUCUUAGAGCUUGCUUUCACUCUGAUGCCAUAUCAGAAUCCAGAAAAUAGCUUGUUAAGAAAUCUUGUCAAACGUGUUCGUUUUGUCAAUUUCAUUUCCAUCAGUUUCUCAUCCAAAAAAAAAUAAAAAAAAAAUAAUGGGAUCGUUUUGAAAAAGAAAAAGGUGAUACCAACUUGUUUUUUGUGUUGGGAGUAAAUUAAUGGAAGGCAGUAAUAAUUUGAGUAGCAGCGGAGUUACGGUGGUGGGAUCAGAUGCUCCGUCGGACUACCAUAUGGCCCCCAGGCCAGCCGCCGAAAACCCCACUGGAUCAGCUCCGCCAGCUGCCGCCGUGACGCCGCCGCCUCCAGCUUCUGCAACUCCUACUCCGGUAGCGGGCGGGGUUGGGGCCGUCGCAGGCUUGAAGAAGAAGAGGGGCAGGCCGAGGAAGUAUGGGCCCGAUGGGGCGGUGGCUGGGGCUCUCUCGCCGAAGCCGAUUUCGUCCUCCGCUCCGCCUCCGGUUAUCGACUUCUCCGCCGUGGCGAAGCGCGGGAAGGUCCGGUCAAUCACCUCCGCUGCGAAGGUUCAGCUGCCGGUGGCAAUGGAGGCUGAGAGUAUGGGCGAAUGGGUUUCAUGUUCGGUAGGUGCUAAUUUUACGCCUCAUAUCAUCACGGUCAAUGCUGGAGAGGAUGUCACCAUGAAAGUUAUAUCCUUCUCUCAACAAGGCCCCCGGGCAAUAUGCAUUCUCUCGGCUAAUGGUGUAAUUUCAAGUGUAACUCUUCGUCAACCUGAUUCUUCCGGUGGUACAUUGACGUAUGAGGGUCGCUUUGAGAUACUGUCGUUGACUGGUUCAUUCAUGCCUUCGGAGACUGGUGGAAUGAGAAACAGAUCCGGUGGCAUGAGUGUUUCUUUGGCUAGUCCUGAUGGGCGUGUCGUUGGAGGUGGAGUUGCUGGCUUAUUAGUAGCCGCGAGCCCUGUACAGAUUGUGGUAGGAAGCUUCCUCGCAGGCAACCAGCUCGAGCAGAAGACUAAGAAACAAAAACCUGACUCCUUAUCUAUCAUACCUACUGCUGCCGUACCCAUCUCUAGUGCAGGGAUGGAAGACGCCUUCCAUACAUCCCCGUCGUUUCGUGGGGAUAGUUGGUCUUCGAUGCCCCAAGAAUCGAGGAACAAGCCUACUGACAUCAAUGUGACUUUGCCCGGUUAGCGGACUCUGAUUCUGCAAUCUUGCUUCUUACUGACCUCAUCCCCAUAGUAUUCCUUGUUUAUGGAGGCUUCUAUUUGAGGAAUCUUGUCUCUUAAGCGCUCGCCUUCAAACAACAGCAUGCACGCCGAUUCACGGGUAAGUGUCGUGUAGCGAUUUAGUUCAAUACUUGGGCUUCUCUUUUUCUGUAUUUGUACUGUAGAACGAAUUACUUUGUACAAUUUAUCCUUGGAGUUGAACUCAUGUAUCGUAUGUUGUAGUGUUGGUCUAGAAUCUCAUCUUUUUAGUUUGUAGUUGCCAUUAUUUUGAUGUUUGUUAGGUGGGAAAAAAUGGGGUGAUUGUUUGGGGCAGUGUUUGUCUUUACACAUUUUUAUCUCGGUUGAUAUUGUUCACUUAGUCACAAAUUACUUUCUUUUAUCUUGUACUUUUUCCCAAAUAAUUUUGUUUGGGAUGAAAUGGUUAUUUAUGAUGUAUUCUACUA
Salvia miltiorrhiza (redroot sage) is the source of this 2082-nucleotide messenger RNA. Its product is annotated as AT-hook motif nuclear-localized protein 1. NCBI's taxonomy places the organism in Eukaryota, Viridiplantae, Streptophyta, Magnoliopsida, Lamiales, Lamiaceae. The transcript is spliced from 5 exons. The record is from RefSeq and is a predicted model, not a curated record. The coding region runs from base 621 to 1604 and encodes 327 amino acids. Gene Ontology annotation, molecular function: minor groove of adenine-thymine-rich DNA binding.